GAGAUGAAGGACCCAGUUCAAUUUACUUCACAAACUGAUACAGGUGGCUAAUUGGCUAUUUGUAAGAAAAGAUGAGUGAGUUGGGUUCAUAUUCUACCUGGAACAUAACAGGAACUUACAGAGGUGUGCCAUGUGUUGCUGCAAUUGAGAAUAUGAGCCAUUUUGAUGCUGAUGGGAAGCGUCAUUACCCAUUUGGUAAAGGCUUAGGCUCAGAGGUUGUAAAGCAGUUUGGUAUCCCUAAUCUAUUUGAUUUUCCCAUUAGACCAACUCUAUCUGCGUCUGGAGAUCGUGGAGUACCUGAAGUGGUAGCUGAUCCUCUAGGUGAAGUUUCUAAGACAUUUCAGGAGCUUGGAAUAUGUGUUGUGCAACAAUAUAUGUGCUAA
This is a messenger RNA of Rosa chinensis, 383 nucleotides long. Its product is annotated as fe-S cluster assembly factor HCF101, chloroplastic-like. The transcript is spliced from 5 exons. NCBI's taxonomy places the organism in Eukaryota, Viridiplantae, Streptophyta, Magnoliopsida, Rosales, Rosaceae. Gene Ontology annotation, cellular component: chloroplast stroma. Gene Ontology annotation, biological process: iron-sulfur cluster assembly. Bases 72 to 383 code for a protein of 103 amino acids. Gene Ontology annotation, molecular function: ATP binding; 4 iron, 4 sulfur cluster binding. The record is from RefSeq and is a predicted model, not a curated record.